AUGCCCGUCGAUAUGUCUAUGGUCCCCUACAAUAGGGGCAACUCCGAUGUUGUUUUGCGGCACAAUGACUCGGUGGUAGUCUUUGACCGUGAUUCUCAGCAGCUCGUUCUCCGCAAUACGUCAGAUGAAGACAUUGACAAUCUGGAGCUAGCCAACUGCCCAUUCUGCCGUCGUUCAAUGCGCGAUAAUAAUAGAGAACGACAUUGUGGGGAUACUGAACCCGAAGGCGAAUUCAUUAACCCAAACUACUUUCGCAUGCUCAACAAUAGCCUCCCCAGCUCCGCAACAUCCUCAAGGCCUCCUUCUCCAAGCCAUCCAAGCCACCGCCUUGUUCAGCCUGCCCUACCUCGUGGACCUACCAAUGACAGGCCCGUCCAACCUGCCUCAUCCCAACAGCCAUCGCCGCAGGGAAUCUCCUCUGCAGCAUUCAGCCCAGAUUACUUCAAGAGGUUCUUUGUGGAGGAACGAGUUUUGGGCAAAGGUGGAAAAGGGGUCGUACUACUAGUGAAACAUGUCCUAGAUAGUGUGUCCCUUGGUCAUUAUGCAUGCAAGCGUGUCCCCGUCGGCGAUGAUCAUGAGUGGCUGGAAAAGGUUCUGGGCGAAGUGCAGCUGUUACAGCAUCUCUCGCACCAGAAUCUUGUCUCCUACCGUCAUGUCUGGCUGGAAAAUGCGAAGAUAAGCACAUUCGGUCCGAGUGUGCCUUGUGCAUUUAUUCUACAGCAAUAUUGCAAUGCCGGUGAUUUACAUGAUUACAUCUGUGGCUCUGUUCAAACCCAGACCACUGCGCAGCAAUUGAAGGACCGCCUCCGCCGUAAAUCUAAGGGUGAACCAGAACCUCGAACCCAACUGGGAGGAGCUCGCACGCUGCAGUUGGAUGAAAUUUAUUCUUUCUUCCGUGAUAUCACCUCUGGACUCCGGUAUCUCCACGCCAAUGGAUAUAUCCAUCGUGAUCUGAAGCCACACAACUGCCUGCUCCACGAGACAGGUGAUGGUAUUAGAGUUUUGGUCAGCGAUUUCGGUGAGGUGCAAUCUCAAAAUGCAAUGCGCAAGUCGACUGGUGCAACAGGUACUCUUUCAUAUUGCGCACCCGAAGUUCUUCGCCAGCAAUAUACCGACGGACCAUUCGGUAAUUUUACGUUCAAGUCCGAUAUUUUCUCACUCGGAAUGAUCCUUUACUUUCUUUGUUUCGCAGCCCUUCCAUAUGCGAAUGCGGACAUUAUAAAUGAAGAAAAAGAAGACUUGGAUCAACUCCGUGCAGAGAUCACCAGCUGGGCUGGAUUUGAUCACGCACGAGCUAUCCGCUCUGAUCUCCCGGACAAGCUCUAUAAGUUCCUAGAGCGCCUGCUCUCGGUUGAUUCCAGCCGGCGGCCCUCAGCUGAUGAGGUGUUAAACGGCAUCCAAGUCGGUGCCAAUUCAAAUGAACACUUCCGCUUUAGGAAAGCUAGUUCGGGCAGCUCGGGAAGCUCCGACCUGCCUGGGGCUCGAAUCCGCCCAUUAGAUAGCCAACAACCAUCAGUAGAGCGAGCACUCUCUCCCACCAAAUCUCUGCACCGAAACCCAGCAUCUUUCCGGCGUGACUCGGUACAUGACUCCAGUCAUUUUCGAGGCAAUAAGGCGCCUGUGUCUGACACCCACCCAGAGGGCCCUUCUGUUAGUCCAGAUCAAGAAUUGAUCGUCCGGCGUCGCUACUCUACUUCCCCUCCGUCAUCUCCAGCCCAACCUCCUCAUGAAUCAUCAUCGCCCGUCGACCCACAGCCUCAUCCUAAACCAAUCCCUCAAGGUCAUCUUCUCCCACCCCCACCGAGCCGCUUCCCCAUCCUUAAUUCCUUGGCAUCUUUGAGCCCAUUCCCAUCCUCGUCUGUCCUACAGCUCAGUCUCUUCCUCGUCAAGAUCACAUCUCUUCUUCAUCCAUGUUCACCGCUGGCCGUCAACCCCUGGAUCCUCUACCCUCUUCUACUCUCUGCAGCAUUUACUCUAACAUCUCGCAGCAUUCAAACCCAGACUCUUUCCGUAUUUCUACACCUUCUGGUCGUCGGGCUGGGUUUCCGUCUAGGUGCCCUGUGUAUCUGGCGCAGAAACUCAGAGAUGAACUUGUGA
Messenger RNA from Penicillium verrucosum, 2097 nucleotides. RefSeq names its product protein kinase IKS1. The transcript has 2 exons. Lineage: Eukaryota; Fungi; Ascomycota; Eurotiomycetes; Eurotiales; Aspergillaceae. Gene Ontology annotation, biological process: protein phosphorylation. Gene Ontology annotation, molecular function: protein kinase activity; ATP binding. Bases 1 to 2097 code for a protein of 698 amino acids. The record is from RefSeq and is a predicted model, not a curated record.